CUGCGUUGGCCUUUACUAGAAAUUUUUUAACGUCUCAACUGGUUUCAACAUUUAAAGAGUAAUCACCAAUUAAAAGUGUCGUAAAUUGUCGUAAAGUUUAAACAUUGGGCAAAAAUGUUGACAUUUUGUGUGUAACUGGAAAAAUGAGUUUUCAAAAUUGCAGACUUGGUGAAAGUUCAUUAAAAGAGAUAAAAGAUUUCAUAUCUGACAAAAAUAUUAAUUUUAAUCCUGCAUGGUUUUCAAUUAUUGGAAAACCACUGUACCAGAAAAAUGAGAGUCACCAGGACAAACUACAUCUUGAAAAUGGACAUAACUUAAUCACUUCAGAUGAUGACGAUGUGAAUAAUGAAAAUCAGUUUUUUUUCACUCAAGCAGAAAAUGUUGUACAUUUAGAAAAAACAUCAAUCAAUUUGCCUGUAGAAGAUCUCAUAAAAUGUUCCAUUGAGUCUUUGGAACAUUCAAAUGGUCGACUUAAUUUUCUGCAUUUGAAAGCUUUAUCGGAUGAAGAUUUAUCAAAAGUUUUUGGAGCUUUCAAAGAGCAUCUAAGUGAAAAUGGAGUGUUUAAUUUGUGUUACUCUGUUUGUAGUAUGACUAUUGAACAAAGUCAGACCUUUUUACCUGCAUUGUCCAUUCAUUUUUUAUUACCAAAGAUUACCGAAUUAGAAAAUGACUCUGUUUUAAUCAAGAAAGGAAUCUGCGACUGGGCACUUAAAUUUCCCAAUGAACUUCGACAGUUAGUCUUAACUGAGAUUCUGAAUAGCGAACCAAAAAGUAUAAAUACUAUUGUAGCAUUGUUAAAAAUUUUUGCCAAUCAAAAAGAUACAUCUUUUUUAUUAGAAUUUGCAGACCGUACACGAGAACUAAAGCAGUGGCAUAUUUUUAUAUUGAAUAUGUUUCCAGUAGUUCGAUUAGAAGGAUGCUCAAGAAAUAAGCUUUUGAAAUUGUUCAUAAGGAAAUCCAAUACUUUCUCAGAUAAUAAAGAUUAUGCUAAAUUAAUACACUCUUUUGCAAAGACUAACGCACCGUUUACAGAGGAGGAAAGGUCAAUGUUAGCAGAAAUUGCAACUUUAAACAGAACAAUAUAUAAGAAUCUCAUUUCGAAAUAUUCGAAUUCAUGUUAAAAGUGACAAUAAUAUAUUUUUAACGCAUUUCAAUAAAAUAAAUUGUUACAAAAUACAAAA
Leptopilina heterotoma is the source of this 1181-nucleotide messenger RNA. RefSeq lists its product as uncharacterized. The record is from RefSeq and is a predicted model, not a curated record. Lineage: Eukaryota; Metazoa; Arthropoda; Insecta; Hymenoptera; Figitidae. The transcript is spliced from 4 exons. Bases 144 to 1121 code for a protein of 325 amino acids.